This is a messenger RNA of Aegilops tauschii subsp. strangulata, 1714 nucleotides long. The record is from RefSeq and is a predicted model, not a curated record. NCBI's taxonomy places the organism in Eukaryota, Viridiplantae, Streptophyta, Magnoliopsida, Poales, Poaceae.
AGUCCAUGUUACUCACUCGGACAUGACGAUACUUGAACAGGCCGAUUGUGAAAUGACAUAUGUUCAUCAACCUUCCCAUCUGAUUUCGGGUACGUAUUAUGUUGUAUAAAGGUUAAGACCAAGUGCCUACAACUUUGCCUUGUUUCUGCGAUGAUAUUAUAUAUACUGAGAUUGCUUUUAUGCUUUUUAUGUGAUAAAUCAAACCUAACAGACUUGGGCAGAACCGAUUCUAAUAGAUCAAGCGUGUGACUUGUAGGAGUCCAUAUUACUCACUCGGACAGGACGGUACUUGAACAGGGCGAUUGUGAAAGGACAUAUGUUCAUCAACCUUCCCAUCUGAUUUCGGGUAAGUAUUAUGUUGUAUAAAGGUUAAGACCAAGUGCCUACAACUUUGCCUUGUUUUCGGUUCAAUAUAUUGUUAUGUUAACAUGAUGCAGACAACCCUCCAAUCUCAUUACUAUAUAAUGUAGAUUCGUUGCCAGCUCUCAGUUAUCUGACAAAAUAACUAGCUAGCAUGCAACGUGUCAGUUGGCAAGAGAGGCAGCAUAAUGUUCCACGCCAUCCUCACAGUGAUAUCACUAAUGCAGAUCAACCAUCCUCUAUGGACCUUGACGAAAAAAGAGAGUUGAUAAAAGCUCGGAGGCGAGCUGCUUAUAGAAAGAAAAAAGAGGAGGCUACCGUCAAGCAACAAGAGGAAAAUCUGUCUGCCCUUACGAUAUCAGAUAUGCUGAAUGUGGGUGGGUUACCUCUCGGUGAUAUCACUAAUGUGUGUCAACCAACCACGGUGGACCUUGACGAUAAAAAAGAGCAACUAAAGUCUCGGAGAAGAGCUGCUUAUCGAAAGAAAAAAGAGGAGGCAGCCAGCAAGCAAAAAGUUGAAAAACAGCUUGAGGAAGAACACAAGGGUGACUUAACAGACGAGCAAACUGAGCAGAGAAACGCGUGGAGGAUGUUACAUGCUGAUAUGCUGAAUGUGGGUGGGUUACCUCUCGGUGAUAUCACUAAUGUGUGUCAACCAACCACGGUGGACCUUGACGAUAAAAAAGAGCAACUAAAGUCUCGGAGAAGAGCUGCUUAUCGAAAGAAAAAAGAGGAGGCAGCCAGCAAGCAAAAAGUUGAAAAACAGCUUGAGGAAGAACACAAGGGUGACUUAACAGACGAGCAAACUGAGCAGAGAAACGCGCGGAGGAUGUUACAUGGUGAUAUGCUAAAUGUGGGUGGGUUACCUCUCGGUGAUAUCACUAAUGUGUGUCAACCAACCACGGUGGACCUUGACGAUAAAAAAGAGCAACUAAAGUCUCGGAGAAGAGCUGCUUAUCGAAAGAAAAAAGAGGAGGCAGCCAGCAAGCAAAAAGAUGAAAAUCUUUCUGCCCUUUCGAUAUCAGAUAUGCAAAAUAUUCCCCUGCUACCUCUCGGUGAUACCACUAAUGGGUGUGAACCAUUCUCGGUGGACCUUGACGAGAAAAAAGAGCAAAUGAAGGCUCGGAGGAGAGCUGCUUAUCGAAAGAAAAAAGAGGAGGCAGCCAGCAAGCAACUAGAUGAAAAACAGCUUGAGGAAGAACACAAGGGUGACUUAACAGACGAGCAAACCGAGCAGAGAAACGCGCGGAGGCGAGCAAGUUAUCGGAGAAAAGUGGGGGACGGAACGAUCGAUCUUGAAGAAAAAAAUCAGAUGUUGCAAGAAUGGCGCGCGUGCAACACCCUAAAACCAUGA